Cyprinodon tularosa is the source of this 1204-nucleotide messenger RNA. It is a transcript of the gene irf2, whose product is annotated as interferon regulatory factor 2. The transcript is spliced from 9 exons. Gene Ontology annotation, molecular function: RNA polymerase II cis-regulatory region sequence-specific DNA binding; DNA-binding transcription factor activity, RNA polymerase II-specific. Gene Ontology annotation, biological process: regulation of transcription by RNA polymerase II; immune system process. Bases 217 to 1203 code for a protein of 328 amino acids. Gene Ontology annotation, cellular component: nucleus. The record is from RefSeq and is a predicted model, not a curated record. Lineage: Eukaryota; Metazoa; Chordata; Actinopteri; Cyprinodontiformes; Cyprinodontidae.
CGUAGGGGGAUUUCCAGCACGCGCCCCGACUUCCCGAAGCAGCGCUUGUUUUGCUUUCGGUCUGAAUGCAGAAACAGAAAUAAACCACCGACACCAUCUCUGUUUUUUUUUUUUGCAUUUUUAAGCCCUCCGACUGCCCGACUUCCGCGGACAGAGCGAAUUCCACCCGACAGCGGCGCUGAGGAGCCCCAGGCCGGCCGAGCUGACCAGAUCGCAAUGCCAGUAGAGAGGAUGAGGAUGAGGCCCUGGUUGGAGGAACAGAUUAAUUCUUGUCAGAUCCCAGGACUGAAAUGGGUUAACAAAGAGAAGAGAAUCUUCCAGAUCCCCUGGAUGCACGCGGCGCGUCACGGCUGGGACCUGGAGAAAGACGCUCCGCUCUUCAUGAGAUGGGCCAUUCACACCGGUAAAUACCAGCCUGGUGUGGACCGACCCGAUCCCAAGACGUGGAAGGCUAAUUUCCGCUGUGCCAUGAACAGCCUGCCCGACAUCGAGGAGGUGAAGGACAAGAGCAUCAAGAAAGGAACCAAUGCCUUCAGAGUUUAUAAGAUGCUCUCCUCCUCCGAGAGGAGCUUGAAGAAAGGAAAGAAGAAGGCAGAUAAGGAAGGGAAGGCAAAGGCAAGUAAAGAGGGAGCUUCUCUGUCUCCAAACACGACUUUUUCUGAAGGCUUUGCCGGACCCAUCGACUGCUCCAGACAGGCCAGGCUUAAAGAGGAGGCUCUGGAGCUCACAGUGACCAACCGUACAUCAGCCAUGGCCACUUCAGCCGGGGAGCAGCUGAUCCAAAGCGAGCAGCUGCCGGACGUGUGCCAGACCAUCGAGGUGACCACGGAGAACGAGGAGCAGACCGUCAGCUCCUCCCACUCCUACCCGCUGCAGAUCUCUCCUGUGUCUUCGUGCGGCAGCGACACAGAGAGCGACACAGAAGACAACAAAGAGGCCGUGGGUCUGACGUGGAAGCGGGAGUACCCGUCGGUUCUGCGCGUCCCGCCGUGUUCCCUCCCCAGCAUGGCCACCUUCGUCAGCCCCAGCAUGUCCAACUUCAGGGUCACCAGCCUGAAGGACCCCGCGCCGCUCAUCAGCUACCACAUCGACGGCUGGACGCCCGCCUACAGCCAAAACUCUCACGCUUCCUCGCCCAGCGCCAGUCCCAGCGAGGUGCGCGCCAGCGUCAUCAGGAAGACCUCUGACGUCACGUCGUCCUGAC